This is a messenger RNA of Panicum virgatum (switchgrass), 6012 nucleotides long. RefSeq names its product NF-kappa-B-activating protein-like. The record is from RefSeq and is a predicted model, not a curated record. Lineage: Eukaryota; Viridiplantae; Streptophyta; Magnoliopsida; Poales; Poaceae. The transcript has 4 exons. Gene Ontology annotation, biological process: regulation of gene expression. Gene Ontology annotation, cellular component: nucleus. Gene Ontology annotation, molecular function: chromatin binding. Bases 145 to 1647 code for a protein of 500 amino acids.
GACCAGAUCGAACUAACUCCUCCCCUCCUCCCGAGAAAACCUCUCCACCCUUCGCCUCCACAAGUCCUCAGAUCCCCGACGCAACCCUCGCGUCGCCACCCAAAUCCCCACCCCCCCACUCCGAUCCGGCGAGCCGCCGCCGCCAUGUCCCGCUCGGAGCGGCGCCUCGCUUCCGCCGUGGUGCGCCUCCCCGGCUGCUCCAGGGUCUCCGCCUCCCCAUCCCCUCGCCGCCGCUCCCCGUCCCCUUCCCCGCGCCGUGACCGCCGCCGCGACCGCUGCCCCAGCCCGUACCGGGACCGCCGCCGCGACCGCUCCCCCGGCCCGAACCGGGACCACCGCCGCGACGACCGCUCCCCCAGCCCCUACCGCGAUCGCCGACGCCAGUGGUCGCCGUACCACAACGACCGCGGCCGGGACCGCGACCGGGUUCCCCCGGUCCGCGGCGGCGGGGGUGGGGGCGCCUGGUCGGCCUCCGACGACGACAACGACCCGGAACUCCAGGGCCUCACCUACUUCGAGUACCGCCACAUCAAGCGCCAGAAGCUCCGCAAGAGCAAAAAGCGGUGCAUCUGGAACAUUACGCCCAGCCCGCCUCGUGCCGAGGGCGACGAGGAGAACUACGGUUACAGCGACGUGGAGGAGGAGAAGAAGGAAUCCCCAAAGAAGAAGGACUCGCCGGAGGCGAGCGAGGAGGACAGCAAGAACGCCUCGGGGUCAGAGUCUGGUGAGUCUGAUAGCCUAUCCGAAUCCAGCGAAUCCGAGUGUUCUAGGAGGAAGCGGAAAGGGAGAAAGAGCAGUCGCCGUAGUAGCAAGCGGAGUCGGCGCCGCCAUCGCCAUCGUUCCUACAAUUCUGAGAGUGAUGUGGAAAGCGAGAGCAACGAUGAUUCAGAGGGCUCGUUUGAUUCUGAGGACUCUAGGGAUAGGAGCAAGAAGAGAUCGCGGAGGCACACGAAAUCUAGGAGGGGUAGGAGCUCCAGGAGGAAGAAGAAGAGCCAUGAUACAGCAUCUGAGCAAAGCUCCGAGGAGGCGGAGCAUUCUGACCAUAGCGCCAGGGACAGUAACAAAAAGAGUAAGAGCUCAAAGAGGAAGAGGAGCAAGCGGUCAGACUCUGAAGAAUCACUACCUUCUGAUGCCAAUCCUGAUGUUAAGGAAGAUGAAGAAAUAAAGGAGCCAGUCAUUGAUCCGGAAGCAAUCAAGUUCAAGGAAAUGCUUGAGGCCCAAAAGAAAGCUGCCUUGGAGAACGAUAUGCCUGUUGGGCCAAUGCCUCUUCCUCGUGCAGAAGGGCAUAUUAGCUAUGGUGGUGCACUAAGGCCAGGUGAAGGUGAUGCUAUUGCACAGUAUGUUCAGCAAGGCAAGCGUAUUCCGCGACGUGGUGAGGUCGGUCUGUCUGCAGAGGAGAUUCAGAAGUUUGAGGAUUUGGGGUAUGUGAUGAGUGGAAGUAGACACCAGAGGAUGAAUGCUAUCCGUAUCAGGAAGGAAAACCAAGUUUACAGUGCUGAGGAUAAGAGGGCGCUGGCUAUGUUUAACUAUGAGGAGAAAGCGAAGCGGGAACAUAAGGUUAUGGCUGACUUGCAGCGCUUGGUGCAGAGAACCAUUGGCAACGAUGUGGGGCCUUCACAUGAUCCGUUUGCUACUACAGAUGGCUGAGUAAUGAUUUCCUGAUCUUCUACAAUGAAAAUGGUCAGCUGUGUUGUUAGGCAUGCUCUACCUGUUUGUGAUUUCUUGCCUACAUUUUAAGUAGUGAUGAAAUAGUCACUUCCCUAGCUAUGCUCAGUACUCUUAUGCGGAUAUUACUCAUGGAACCUUAGUAAGAAAAGAGCUUAUUGUUAGCUUGUAUUGUUGUAUUGGCUCUAUGUUGUUAUAUGGUUACUAUCCUUUCAUGUCCUUAUGUUUUCUAUUAUUAUGGUUUCAAGCUGCUUUGUUUGUAGCAUGUUCCCUUGGAGUAUGCAUAGGAUUAGCAUAUAGGCAUACCUUGGAUUGUUAGUAAUCUGUAUCCCUUUUUCAGUUUUUUUGCCAUAUGCAACUUUUAAUUUUUAGUAUUUAUAUUUUGAAACAAACCAUGAAAAUCAACACUACCAUUCUUCCCAUUAAUUCAAACUAUCAUCAUUAUGGAAUCGCCUGGUAGGAAAUGUUUGAAAUACCAUCCCAGGAUCUUGUGAAUCAGUACUUUCGUAUGAAAUCCAAUUGCUGGUAUUGUAAAUUGCUCCAGCUUCAUUGAGCGACUGAUCUUGCACUUCCUGAUGUUCCUGUAGCUUUAGGUUUUCAAUCUUGAUUUCUCAGACUGGAAGUUGAUUCCUCACUUUUAUUUUCCACACUAGUGGUUAUGAACUUAGAGAUAAUUUUCAUAUGCAGACACAUACUCUAGUCCGUGAUCUUGUGCCUAUUUCAUCGAUAGUGUUGUGAGUUGAUAGUUUGUUUUAGGCAUAGUUCAAUCAAUCAUGAGCAUAAACACUGUCCUGUCUGCUUGACUUAUUGAUCAGCACACUUAUUCAGCACCAAAAAUCGAUCAUGUUGUCUCCAGAAAAAAAAGACCUUGCUCCCUGCUACCCUUCUUAUUUCAAACUGAUGCAUUUUACCUGAUAAAAUUGUUAGUUUUUUCUUGGAACAGCUAUUGUUGCCACAUAAAAGCUGCACUCAGCGUUCUGCACAAGGACGGCCGCCAUAGUUGUUUGGUUUCAGGGGCUAAACUUUAAACCAUGUCACAUCAAUUUUUUUUUAGUAUUUAGUAGUAUUAAAUGAAGUCUAAUUAUAAAACUAAUUGCAGAACUUCGGGUUAAACUGCGAGACAAAUCUAAUGAGAUAUAUUAAUCCAUAAUUAGAGGAUGGUUAAUGUAGCAUCAUUGUAGCAAAUCAUGGAUUAAUUAGGCUCAUUAGAUUUAUCUUACAAAUUAGCACCCAUCUGUCAAAAAAAAUUAUAAAGAGUAAAGUGCAUGCACCAUACAUGAAGUUGUAUUAUUGUUUCACUUUGAUCCAACAAGUUGCAAACGUAACAAUACGAUACACCAAGUUGCAAAAUACACUAUUGUACGGUCCAAGAUUGUUACUUAACAAUUUCUUUGCCACCUUUUUGGGCUAAGAUGAAGUCGCAACGUUUGUAUUAUUGUUUGGGAAGUGGAUAUAUUUCCUGUGUUCUGCAUAAAGUAGUUUAUAGGAUUGAGAAAUCUCAAAAGAAAAAAGAAAAGAAAUGAAAGAAGCAGAACUGAUGAGUAAAAUCAGCUGCUUGCUACGGCCAGCAACUAGAAAAAAGCGAUUCGUAGUUCACGACGGCCGGCGAGUCUGAACAUUAGCCUGCAUCUUCUAGAGGGACUUUAAGUCGCGUAGCUCCAAGACUCUGUCCGCCCCGGCGGUCCGUAAGACAUGCGCAGCUCGAGUGUGGCGUGGAUCGGAGGUGAGCAGUAGCUCGACAAUCCAUGCUGCAGGGCUGUGGAGGGCUUCCUCCAUGGCCGGCGAGGAACAUCACCAAGUUGCAGGUGUUGAAGUUGAUGAAGAUGAUACCCGUCUUGAGCGGAUUAUUGAGACCCAAGUUGCCUGGAUCGAUCUCAACUCUGGAAUCAAGUCGCUGGCUGAGAUUCCCAGUUCUCCCCAUAGCCUGUAAGUUGCCUCACUCGGCCUUAUCCAACUCCUAAUCUGCCGUCCUAGCCGGGAUAUGUUUUCUGGGAUAAGGCAUAUUAGGAGUUGGUUCAUUGUACUGCCUUCCCACCCCUCGUAUCCCACGAACCAAACGCGGAUAGAGGACUCGGGGGUAAAAGGGGACGCGAGACGUGCAGCACGUAUCCGCAGCUAUAUCCGCGGAAAACUCUCUGCUUUCUGUUCGUGGCUUCGGUAUCGACUCAGAUAAGGUGGAAGCGUUGGGGUCGUUGGAGUGAUCCGAAGGCGAUCAAAAGUUAGACGGGAGGCACAUUAUUCGCCUUCCCUCACCUGCAGAUGGAACCGCGGUGGCGUGAACCCAGAAGCCUUACUCCAGAUUACGGAUCAUCUGACGAAUGGUUUAGUGUAGAGGUACACCAUUCAGGAUUUUUCUGUGGGAUUGGGAGAAACAUAACCUCUCUAAAUGACAAGAUCGACUGGUUUGAUUAUUGCAACAAUGAUACUUGGUCACUUCUAUGGGUGGAGGAUUUUUUGAAGCAACUACAGAUUGCAUUCACAGGCUAUGUGAGGGUGUACUGGUGUGUGCCUGAACAAUCAAUAGGAGAAGGAUGGAGGCCUCUUAAGUGUGAUACUCACAUAGUGGAAAUGAACAAAGCCAGCCAAAUUGCAAAGAACAUUCUCUUAUAUGUUGACCAUCAUAACCUGUUGGAGUCACAUAAAAGUAAGUUGGUGGAUGACCCCUUUUUUAAUGGACAAAAGGAGUUUCCUGAUGUGACUGAUCUUGACAAUAGAAAGAAGCUUCAUGAGAGUGAACAAGGUGGAGGUUCAGAUGAGGAUUCUGAAAUAGAAACAAUUUAUGUUGACUCAGAUUAUGAAAUAGACAAUGACGAUGACCUCUAUAUGCAUAAUGUCGAUGACAUGGUUCAUGAUGAAAUGUGUGUGAACAAAAGCAAAUGGCCUACACUAGAGCAAGUGGAGAACGAGGAGGACAGUGAUACACCUGAUGUUGAAGAGCUGCAACUGCCUGAUCAAGAAGAGAAAGAAACCAUUAAUUUUAAUUUCCAUACAUUCAGGGAUGAUAUUGAUAUGACAAAUCCAAUUUUCAGAGUUGGAAUGAUUUUUGCAGAUGUUACAGAGCUUAGAAAGGCUGUGGAUGCUUACAGCCUCAAGAAUAGAAGGCCUAUUCGGAAAGUAAGAAAUGAGAAGAACAGACUUGAAGCUGUGUGCAAAGAGGGUUGUCCUUGGUUUUUAAAGGCAGGAUAUGAUAGUAGAAGCCAAAGCAUGCUAGUGAAGCAUUAUGAUGGCAAGCACACUUGCAACAAAGUGUGGGAACUCAAGGCAUUUACGGCACCUUUUCUUGCAAAGAGGUAUCUUGAGUAUUUUAGGGAUGACGAAAAGCUAAGUCUAAAAGCUUUUACAAAGAUUGUGCAGAGAAAGUUCCAAUUAAAAAUUUCUAGAUGCAAGAUGAGUAGGGCAAGAAGGGCAGCAUUGAAAGAGAUUUAUGGUGAGGUUUUGGAACACUACAAUCUUCUUUGGGACUAUGGUCAAGAGCUCAGAACAACCAAUCCUGGGAGCACAUUUUGGUUGACCCUUAAAACAAUUCAUCAUGUAGGGCCACCCCCAAGAUCACCGCAACACUUCAGCACCUGCUACUAUUCUCUAGAUGCAUGCAAGAGGGGUUUUUUGGAAGGGUGUAGACCCAUAAUUUGUGUGGAUUGUUGCCACAUCAAAACAAAGUAUGGUGGACAGUUGUUUACGGCUAUGGGUUACAGAAGUGGAGUCAACUAAUAGCUGGAAAUGGUUUCUGACCACAUUCAAGAACGAUCUUAACAUCAUUAAUACUGGACCAUACACCAUUAUGAGUGACAAACAGAAGGGCCUUAUCAAUGCUGUAAAUGCCAUCUUUCCUGAUGCUGAGCAAAGGUUUUGUGCUCGCCACAUGUAUCAAAAUUUCAAUGCUGUCCACAAAGGUGAGACCCUCAAGAAUGAUUUAUGGUCAUGUGCAAGAGCAUGUAACAUACCAAGGUGGAACAAGGCAUUGGCAAAAUUAGAGGAGGAUAGCCCUGAAGCCUACAAAUGGAUAGAGGAACAACCUCCAAACCAGUGGUGCAGAGCCUUCUUCUCCGAGUUUCCAAAAUGUGAUAUGUUGCUAAACAACAAUUGUGAAGUAUUUAACAAGUACAUACUUGAUGCAAGGGAGAUGCCUGUUCUCACUAUGUUUGAGAAAAUAAGAUGUCAGAUCAUGAAUAGGUUAUACACAAAACACAAGGAGGCUACUGAGAAGUGGAGAGGCAAGAUCUGUCCGAAGGUAAGGAAAAAGGUGGAGAGGCAUGCUGAGUAUGCAGGUGGUGUUGAUGUAUUUCCUAGUGGUGGUGGAGUUUUUUCAGUAAAAGAUAAGGAUGAAAUACAUGUGGUUGAUAUUAA